Callorhinus ursinus (northern fur seal) is the source of this 3009-nucleotide messenger RNA. The record is from RefSeq and is a predicted model, not a curated record. NCBI's taxonomy places the organism in Eukaryota, Metazoa, Chordata, Mammalia, Carnivora, Otariidae.
AUGAUCCAGGGCGCCUUGGAGCCUGAUGGCCUCGGCUGGGGCUGGGACGGGGAGGGUGACUGGGACAGCGCUGUCCUGACCCUGCUGGCGCUGGCUGUGGCGGCCGCCACCGCACUGGCCUUGCACUGGUUUGGCUCUGGGCAGGACCAGGAGGCAGCAGGACCCGCAUCCAAAGCCCCUGGGGCCCAGCCUUUGCAGGUGGGAGGAGCCAGGCCAGCCCUGCUCCUGAAGUCCAAGGUCAGUGGUGGCAUUGAGGGAAACAGCCCAGGGCAGGGGAAGCCAGACCCUCCGGGACAUGGCCAGGGGAGUCCGGCUGCAGCAGGAGCCCAGGAUCCGAAGCUCUGGGGAGGUGGACGUCUGGCUGCCACAGCUCUACCUCCACUCAAGACACCUGGUGAGGUGACCACUGGAGGGGCCUUGGGACAGCAGAAAAGUAAUGCCAGUCCAGAAGCCCCCCGAGGUAAAGGAAGGGAGGCUCUCAGGCCAGGUACUGCCCUCGUGGGUAGAAGCAAAGUAGGGGGGACGUCUGGCCCCCUCCUGAUCCACUUCAACCCUCGGAGUCCUGGCAGAGAGAUGGAAGGACAAGUGGAGGUAGGAGGCGUCCAAGUCAAGGUGCCAACUCACCAGGGCCCGGUCCACACCACAGAACAGGACACCAGUCCCUGGCAACGAGGUAUAGGGUCACCUGGCUCACUAGAGAGAGGCCCCAGCAGCCGGCGGUGGAAGGUUUCUAGCUCAGGAGCUAGAAACCGCCACUUCCCGAAGUUGGACUCCCUGCGCCUGGGCACUGUGGUGAGUGUGUGGGAUGCUGUGGAUGCAGCCUGCAGCCUCUCCACAGGCUCUCAGAGGCCCCCUAUCCCCCAGGAGCUGCCUCCAUCACACACCACGCAGACUAGGCCCCUGGCUGAGGGCACAGAGAAGGGAGUUAGCCAGGGUCCUGCGGAGGAUGAAACUCUCAGGCCAGUGCAAGCCCCAGCGGCAGCCCCAGCCCCAGCCCCGUUCCCUUCCUUAGCCUCAGCCCCAACCCCAGCCCCAGCCCCAGCCCUAGUGUCAGCCCCAACCCCAGCCUCAGCUGCAGCCGAAGCCCCGGUCGCUGCCCCCAGUAGUGGGUCAAGGCCUGCGGCACAGGACCAUAGUGCGGCUCUCCGCAAGGACAAGCAGGAGGGGCAAAUCCCAACCAGCUGGGAAAAUCUUAUUUCCAUGGUUCUUAGGAGUCACCCUUUCCCCAGGCAAGAGAGACCCCAGGGGAGAGCCCCAAGGGCAGCUCCCGAGAGCCCUAGAGAUCCCAGCACCGGUGCACCCUCUGAGAACAGAGAGUCUGGUUCUGCCCCUGAAGGGGCCGCCCCCAGCCUGGAGGUCAGGAAUGGCUCCUCAGGGCCAGACACAGAGGCUGGACGUCGGCAACAGCAGAGCCGCUUGGAGACCAAGGAGGCUCCCACCCCAGAGCCUCCCUCAGGUCCGAGAGGAGAGGCAGUCGAGGAGAAGCGUGCAGAAGACCCUCUGUUGCCCGGAGCUGCAAUGCCCGGGGCCCCAUCACCGCGCCCUGAGCAGAGGCAGCCUGGCCCCCAAUCGUCCCCCACUGGCAGGGGCGCCUCACAGCCGGUCCCGCCACCGCGGAAACGCAGCGCGGGUGAAAGAGCAGAGAGCUCCGAGCGCGGUGUCCGCCAGGCUGUGCCGGCGAGGCGCCAGGGAGAGGCUCCAGGGGAGAAGCCCCGCCCUGCAGGCAGCGGUAUAGUAGUCCCAGGAAAGCAGGAAGAGGCCCGCAAGCUCAUGGUGCUUCUGCAGAGGCCGGGGAGCGGGGGGGAGGUGGAGGGGCCCCGGAAGCCCAGCUCCCUAGCCCGCGAGCCGGCUUCGGCAGCAGCUCUACGACAACGCCUGGACCUGGGCAACUGCCUGGACGUCCUGGCCUUCGCCCAGCGGCACGCGGAGCCCGGCCUGCUGCAGGAGACAUAUUCCUUGAUGAGCGACAAUCUGCUGCACGUGCUGGGAGACCCGAACCUCUACCGGCAGCUGAGCGGGGCGGACCGAGAGCGCAUCCUGAGCCUUCGGACUGGCCGGGGCCAGGCGGUGCUGGGGGUCCUUGUGCUGCCCAGCCUCUACCGGGUGAGCCGCUCAGGGGUCACCAGGGGCCCUUGUGGGGAGGCGGUUCCUACUCCGGGGCCUGCACCCCUGCCUUCCCGCACGCACCUGCACGUGUUCAACCCCCGAGAAAACACCUGGCGGCCCCUGACUCAGGUGCCGGAGGAGGCCCCGCUGCGGGGCUGUGGCCUCUGCACCAUGCACAACUACCUGUUCCUGGCGGGGGGCAUCCGUGGCUCCGGGGCCAAGGCCGUCUGCUCCAACGAGGUCUUCUGCUACAACCCACUGACCAACAUCUGGAGCCAGGUGAGGCCCAUGCAGCAGGCCCGUGCCCAGCUCAAGCUGGUGGCUCUGGACGGGCUGCUUUACGCCAUCGGUGGCGAGUGCUUGUACAGCAUGGAGCGUUACGAUCCGCGCACGGACGCCUGGACCUCACGCGCGCCCCUCCCUGCGGGCACCUUCCCUGUGGCCCAUGAGGCUGUGGCCUGCCGUGGGGACAUCUACGUCACCGGGGGCCACCUCUUCUACCGCUUGCUGAGGUACAGCCCUGGGAAGGAUGCGUGGGAUGAGUGCCCCUACAGCGCCAGCCACCGGCGUUCCAGCGACAUGGUGGCGUUGGGAGCCUUCCUCUACCGCUUCGACCUGCUGCGGGGCGUGGGCGCUGCGGUGAUGCGCUACAACACCGUGACCGGCUCCUGGAGCCGGGCGGCCUCCUUGCCGCUGCCCGACCCGGCCCCACUCCACUGCACCGCGCUGGGCAACACCAUUUACUGCCUCAACCACCAGGUCACGGCCACCUUUACGGUCUCCGAGGGGACUGCCCAGUUCCAGGCCAGGGAGCUGCAGCCCUUUGCUCUGGGGAAUAAAGGGGUCCUCUCUCCAUUCAUCCUGACUCUGCCUGCCACCGAUCCACUGCAGACUGCCCUCUGA